Messenger RNA from Hippocampus comes (tiger tail seahorse), 3565 nucleotides. Its product is annotated as UPF0577 protein KIAA1324-like. The record is from RefSeq and is a predicted model, not a curated record. The transcript has 22 exons. Lineage: Eukaryota; Metazoa; Chordata; Actinopteri; Syngnathiformes; Syngnathidae. Gene Ontology annotation, biological process: positive regulation of BMP signaling pathway. Bases 314 to 3349 code for a protein of 1011 amino acids. Gene Ontology annotation, cellular component: membrane.
CUGAAAUAACCCACUCGUGGGUAUUUUAAGAAACCUGGUUCUCGCCAAAGGCCUUUUAAUUUGAAACCAGCAACUGACAUCAUUGACGCAAUUGUAUGUUUUUUGUUAUUGGUUUUUAUUUUUGCAGAAAGUCUUUUAAUGUGAAACCCGGACAUGCCACUUGUGCAUUCCGCGCGGCUUGACGUCGGCGCGUAUGCUGGCGUGUGACAGACAGACGGCGGUGCAUCAAUGUCUUGGGCACCACACGCCCGGACCGCUUCGACUCUCCGGCUGCACGCAGCCGGCCGUCCGCCGUACGUGAUCCGUGUUGAGGAUGUGGGAGCCUUCUGGUCCCAGCCGUUGCCUGCUGGUGGUCUUCAUCAUCGCCGCUCUCAAGGCAAUCUGCGCCGCUACGACGCUACCGCCGUGCGAUGAGAUGGACUACUACUACCAGUACACCGAGUGCGACGCCAUGGGGUCCCGCUGGAGGGUGGCCAUCCCGCUCAAUCCGGGCACCUGCUCGGGCCUCCCGCCCCCCAGCAGAGGGACGGACUGCAGCUUCUCAUGCUCGGCCGGCCAGUUCCUGGAGAUGUCCACGCAGUCGUGUACGCCGUGCGCGGCCGGCUCCUACUCGCUGGGCAGCGGCCUGCGCUUUGAUCAGUGGGACGCCCUCCCUGCCGGAUUCAUCAGCAUCGCCAGCUUCCUCAACGCCAAGCCGCCGAACGGCGACUUCCAGGCGUGUAGCAACUCGACGUGGACGCCGCAGGGCGUGUACCUGGAGUCCAACCGGGACGAGUGCACCGUGUCGCUGGUGUACGUGGUGCACCUGGAGAAGCAGGGCUCCGUCGCCUUCACCUACCAGUACCCCGACAACAACAUCUUCUUUGAGUUCUACGUCCAGAACGAGCAGUGCCAGGAGAUGAGCCAGAGCGACGAGCAGAAGUGGAUCAAGGUCACCAACAAUGGAGAAUGGGCAACGCACGCGAUCAACCUGUGGGCCGGCACCAACAUCCUGUACUGGAGAACGACGGGCAUGCUGCUGGGUGUCAAGAUGAUCCAACCCGUGCUGCUCAAGGACAUCAAAAUAGAAGGCGUGGCCUACACGUCCGAGUGCUUUCCCUGCCGCCCCGGCUGGUUCAGCGCCAGCGCCGGCUCGUCCUCCUGCCGGCCGUGUCCCAGCGGCACCUUCUCCGGCAAGAGCGCCACUUCUUGCACCGCCUGCCCCCCAAACCACUACUCACUGGAGGGAUGGGCCGAGUGCAAAGUGAGGCCGCCGUGUGACGACCGGGACUAUUUCCAGAUCCACACACCUUGUGACAGCGAAGGAAAGACGCAGGCGGCGUACCGCUGGGUCGAGCCCAAGAUCUGCGAUGAGAACGGCGUCGGCGCCGCGGCGCUGCCCGCCUCGGGGCCCGCGAAGCCGUGCCCGCCGUGCAACCCGGGCUUCUACAACAGCAACGACUCCACCUGCUCGCCUUGCCCGCCCGGGACCCGCUCGGACGGCACCUCCGCAUGCAGGCCAUGCCCCUCAGGCACAGAGCCGGUUCUCGGUUACGACUACAGAUGGUGGAACAUCCUGCCCUCCAACAUGAAAACGUCCUGCUUCAACGUGGGGAAUUCCAAAUGCGAUGGCAUGAACGGUUGGGAAGUAGCAGGCGACCACGUCCGCAGCGGAGCCGGCUCAUCGGACAACGACUACCUGAUCCUCAACCUGCACGUGCCGGGCUUUAAGGUGCCGGCGUCGCUGUCGGGCAUGAGCGGCGGCGAAGUGGGUCAGAUCACCUUUGAGUUCGAGACGCUCUGCAGCGCAGACUGCGAGUUCUACUUCAUGAUGGACGUGCACAGCAAGAGCACCACCGUGGUGGAGUCGUGGAACGGCAGCAAAGGCCGCCAGUCGUAUUCGCACAGCAUGAGCAGGAACGACUCUGUCACCUUCACGUGGGCCUUCCAGAGGACCAGUCACGCUCUGGACGUGCGCCGCUACGUGGGCGACAACGUGAAGCUCUUCUCCAUCCACGUCAGCAACGUGCUGGAAGGCGUGGCCUCGAGCUGCCGGGCGUGCGCCCUGGUGCCCGACACCGCCCGGCGGGCCGACUCCUCGUGCGUGCCGUGCCCGCCGGGCUUCUACAUCCACGCCGAGACCAAUCGCUGCCAGGAGUGCCCGCCCGGCACCCACCUGGCCGGACGCCACACCUACGGCCGUGAGGCGUGCGUGCCGUGCGGGCCCGCCAGCGUCAGCAACCGGGAGCAUUCCCGUUGCUACAGCGACUGCUCCUUCUCGCACCUGCACCGCAACCGCACGCUGACCUACGACCUGGCGGCGUUGAGCGAGGUGGCCUCGCUCACCCUCGACCCCAGCUUCACCACCAAAGGCACCAAGUACCUUCACCUUUUCAACAUCAGCCUGUGCGGGCACCAGGGCCGCAGAGAGGCGGUGUGCAGGAAUAACCUGACCGACUUGGGCAGCGUGUUCAGCAAAGAGGAGCAGGGCAUCGGCGACACCGCCCAGCCGGCUAACGCCGUGGAUGGCUUCAUCUGCCAGUCCACCAUCAUCCCGGCCGACGGGCGUGGCUUCCGGACGCCCAUUUCGUCGCAGUCCGUCGGCCUGGCGGACACGUUUCUCGGAGCAUCGGUGGAGCACUUCCUCGACGGCGUGAGCGCAGACGCCGAGCUCUUCCCCCAAAACACCAACAGUAUUCCUGAUAUUAACUUCUUCUUCAGGUCGACACAGGUGACGGCUUCGUGCGAUCAAGGCCGCAGUUCGGUCAUCGUGGUUCGCUGUAAUCCCCAAAAGUCGGAACGCGGCGAGCUCUCUGUGCCCAGCUCCUGUCCUGCAGGAACGUGUGAUGGCUGCGCCUUCCACUUCCUGUGGGAGAGCGCCAGUGCCUGCCCGCUUUGCACGCGAGACGACUACCACCGGCUGGACAGCGCGUGCAAGGGGGGCACCCAGGAAACUUUCUACUUGUGGAAUGAGCCCAAGCUGUGCAGCAAAGGCGUCCCACUACCCCCUAGAAGCUCCGCCCCUUGCGAGUCUGUCGCAUUGUGGCUCAAGUUGGUCAUGGGCGGCGGAGCGUUUUCGGCCGCGCUGCUCGUCACCCUCACCUGCUAUUUCUGGAAGAAGAACAAGAGGCUGGAGUACAAGUACUCUCGUCUGGUGAUGUCGGCCAACAAGGAGUGCGAGCUGCCCGCCGCUGACAGCUGCGCCCUGGACGAGGACGACGACCCAGACGACAACGACGACCCCGUCUACACCCGCAAGCCCUCGCUGCUGGGGAAGCUCCGCGCUAUCGCCAACAAGCAUGAAGGAGGUGACACCAGUGAAUCUGUGCAGCUCAACAGCUCCCAGGCGGACCGCUGGGUCCUGCGAUAGUUUUCCUGGAAUCACAUAAGCAAGAAACGCUCAAGUCAGCGAUUUGAUGCACCUUGGGUGUCAAGUGUGAUGGGAUGUUUGGGUUGGCAUGGGGAGAGGGGGUGGCACACGGACCUCUUUGUAUUUUUGUUUUUGUACAUUUUUAUUUGGGUUUCUUUUGCGAGUCGUGUAUUUAUACCAAUGUCGUUUAUUAAAGAUUAAUAGAGUCCUUUAUGA